Camelina sativa (false flax) is the source of this 1587-nucleotide messenger RNA. RefSeq names its product F-box protein PP2-A15. Lineage: Eukaryota; Viridiplantae; Streptophyta; Magnoliopsida; Brassicales; Brassicaceae. Gene Ontology annotation, molecular function: protein binding. The record is from RefSeq and is a predicted model, not a curated record.
UCCCUCACUUUCUCCGUUUCUCGUCUCUUCCGACGACAUUUUCCGAGAAAAUCACCACUGAGAUAUAUAGAGAUACAGAGCAAAAUACAUUAAUAGGAAGCUUUCAUUAGUAUUAUUAUCUCCGCCGCCAUGGCUAUCGAGCGUCAUCGAUUACGCGUAUAAACCAAUUGCGUUUUUUUUUUUUUUUUUAAGUUUUUUUGAACAGACGUGUACGGAGCUCUGUGUUUUGUGUAGCUUCUUCGGUCAACUUAUUAGAAGAACGAGAGAGAGAGAGAUAGAGAGAGGAGGUACUAUAAUGGGUUCGUCCUUGUCGAAUCUAAACGACGGGACGAAUGGUUUGUCUAUGGGAACAAGUCUGGGCGAUAUACCGGAAAGCUGCGUGGCCUGUGUGUUUAUGUAUUUGACUCCGCCGGAGAUUUGCAAUCUGGCUGGAUUGAAUCGUGCAUUUCGUGGUGCGGCUUCUUCCGAUUCCGUUUGGGAUAAGAAGCUCCCUGCGAAUUAUCAGGAUCUGCUUGAUUUGUUGCCACCGGAGAGGUAUCAUACUCUCUCCAAGAAAGAUAUUUUCGCUGUCCUCUCUCGUCCCAUCCCUUUUGAUGAUGAUACUAAGGAACUAUGGAUUGAUAGAGUUACAGGACGGGUUUGUAUGGCAAUUUCAGCUAGAGGAAUGGCUAUAACUGGGAUUGAAGACCGGAGAUAUUGGAAUUGGAAUCCGACUGAAGAAUCUAGGUUCCAUGUUGUAGCCUACUUACAGCAGAUUUGGUGGUUUGAAGUUGAUGGAACAGUGAGAUUUCAUCUCCCACCUGGUAUAUACUCUCUAUCAUUCAGAAUCCAUCUAGGGAGAUUCACAAAAAGGCUAGGGAGACGUGUGUGCCACUUUGAACAUACUCAUGGUUGGGAUGUAAAGCCUGUGAGGUUUUCGCUUUCAACUUCUGAUGGUCAAAAUGCAUCCUGUGAAUAUUACCUGGACGAUGUAGAGAGAGACGAAGCACUCGGACAACACAAGAGGGGUUGCUGGAUCGAGUAUAGGGUUGGAGAAUUCAUAGUGAAUGGAUCAGAACCAUCAACCGAAAUCCAAUGGUCGAUGAAACAGAUAGACUGCACGCACUCGAAAGGUGGGUUAUGUGUUGAUUCAGUCUUCAUAAACCCAAUUGGUGAUCUGAAGGAAAACAGAAAGAAAGAUUUUGUGAAUUAGCUUUAAAGAGAGAUGAUCACACACACCAAAAAAAGCUUUUGAUUCUUGCAUAAGGUUAAAUUCUUAUUAGUGGUUUUUUCCUUUUUUUUUUUUUUGGGUCAACAAAAUUCUUGUUAGUGGUUAUGUCGUCGUUUUUACUGGUUCCCAAAAUUAGGGUGCAUCGAGUCGACGAUACGGUAACUAAAUUUCAUUUUAUUAUUGUGCAUUUCAUCGAGCAUUUUUGUUUGUUUUGUAUUUUUACUUCAUACUCAUUUUGUUACACAUUUUAGGCGAGAGGACUCUUUUUUUUUGUGUGUGUGGUGUAUACCAUGUUUAUAGGUUGGAUGUUGGAGACUAUGACUAUCUGUAUCCAACCAAGAUUAUCUAAAUUAUUGUCUCUGACUAAUUCUAUUUUA